AUGGCACCUGCUACGUUUGAGCAGAAGCUGGCGCAUCUUAAGCGCGAGGCUGAGCACUAUGCUGAUUACCUAAGUGAUGAAGAGACGGAGGAUGAAAUGACGAUUAAAGCCAAUGAGGAGGCAGAUUUUUGUAAUGACUACAGUAUGGCCGUGGUGGUAGGCGGCCUGCCCGUCGUAGACGAAUCCAAGCACAGCAAGUUGCUGAAUGUGGUGAAGAAGAUAUUUGGUCAAGUGGGUGUUGUAGUGGACAUUCAAAUGCCAUUUUGUGCUAAUGGCAAGACAACUGGCUUUGCCUUCGUCGAGUACGAGCAGGAGGCACACGCUAAUGACGCUGUGCGUACGAUUAACAAUUUUGCCCUCGACAAACGCCACACCAUGAUUGUAAACAAAUAUGAGGAUAUUGAACGCUAUCAAAAUAUAAAUACCGAGUUUGUGUCACCUAAUGUGGAAAAUUUUGUGGAGCCUAAGAACCUCCAGACGUGGCUCAUGGAUCCUGCACGUCGUGACAUGUUUGUGCUGCGUCAUGGCUCGGAGACGGAAAUCUUUUGGAGCGACAAGGGAGAGGUCGAGUUCGUUUACGCUGGAGACCGCGAAAAGUCAAAUGGCAAACAGUGGUGCUCGCAGUACGUGCUAUGGUCUCCUCAGGGUACUUACUUGGCCACUUUCCACCCACAGGGCAUUGCCAUCUGGGGCGGUGACAAGUACGAGAAGGUCGGACGUUUUGCUCACAAGAAUGUCAAGCUGGCUGUUUUCUCGCCUCUUGAAAAUUAUCUCAUUACAGUAAGCGAGACCGACCAGGACUCGGCUAUCAUAAUUUGGGACGUAAAGACCAGCAAGAUGCUGCGUGCUUUUCCUGCUGGCAAAUCUACGGGUGUCAAGGGUGAGGUAGUACAGGGCAUCAUGACACCUUUUAAGUGGAGCGCUGGUGACAAGUAUGUAGCUCGACGUGGCAAUGAUGUCAUCAGUAUCUACGAGCUACCGUCCAUGAAGCUUCUUGAGAAAAAAUCGCUGCGUGCCGAGGGCGUUCACGAUUUUUUCUGGUCGCCAACCGACUUAAUUUUGGCCUACUGGGCGCCAGAAGGCAACAACGUGCCCGCCCGUGUGUCGCUGGUGGCGCUUCCAUCCCGCCGCGAGGUGCGUCAAAAGAACUUGUUUAACGUGAGCGACUGCAAGCUGCACUGGCACCCGAAUGGCACCUUCCUGUGCGUCAAAGUCACUCGUCACUCCAAAUCAAAGAAGACCAUGUACACAAAUUUUGAGCUGUUCCGUUUGCAAGAGCAGCUGGUGCCAGUCGAGAUGCUUGAGGUUAAGGACAACAUUGUUGCGUUUGCAUGGGAGCCCAAGGGCACGCGUUUUGCCACCGUGCACGGCGAAGGCCAGCAGCGCUUGAACGUGUCGUUCUAUGACAUGGACGGUGGUAACAAGGCGAUGAAGGAGGUAACUCUACUGUAUACUCUUAAGGGCAAGGCCUGUAGCCACUUGUAUUGGUCGCCGCUUGGCAACAACAUUGUGCUGGCUGGUCUUGGUGAGAUCAACGGCCAACUCGAGUUCUGGGACGCCACUGAACAGCAGAGCAUUACUGUGCAAGAACACUUCAAAUGUACGCACGUUGAGUGGGACCCCUCUGGACGUGUGGUUGCAACGGCUGUGUGCCAACCCUUGGACAACUCGUAUUACAAGCUUACUAUGGACAAUGGCUACACGCUGUGGUCAUUCCAAGGAAAACAGCUUUUGGAGGAGAAGAAGGAUGCGUUCUAUCAGUUCCUGUGGCGCCCGCGUCCGCGCACUUUGCUAUCUGACGCCGAGUACAAGAAGGUAGUGAAGAACCUUAAGAAGUUUGAGAAGCGCUUUGAUCAGAUGGACCGCCUUAAGGAGCGCGAGCGCUUGGCCGUUGAGAAUGCAGAGCGUAACCGGAAGGUGCAGGAGUUUCAAGAGUUGCUGCAAAGGCUCCUAGCCGCGGCCUCUUCACGUCGUACGGAUUACAUUGCGCUGCUGGACGGCUACGACAGUGAGGACGAGAGCGAGUAUAUAGUGCAGAGUCACACGUACGACGAUGUGCUCGAAAUUAAGGAGGAAGUCAUGCGCAAAGCCUCUGCCGGACCCGGUAAGUUGAGUGCUAAAUUCGAUCAAGUGCUGGAAGAACGACAUUUGGAUGAGUUUGGUGCUGUCUUUAAACGUCGACUCUUGACAUUUCGGAACGAGGCUCCAUCUAUGAAAAGUGGUUUGCAAGCUCUGACUAUAUUGAGCAUAUUGAAGACUCACUGCUGGACAAGAAAAAUUGCCGAUUUUAUGCGUGUCAAGAACAAGUCUUACCAGGAGCUGGGUCAAAUCUGGGUAUUCUUCUCAAGCUGCUAUUGUAAAAAUGCUCCAAUGUCAGAACAUAUCACCUGCAACAAUUGUUCAAAAGUGAAGAAGGCCAAUGUGCUUGUGCAGCUGAUUGUGCGCAGGCGCCGCGUGUACACCGACAAAUAG
This is a messenger RNA of Peronospora belbahrii, 2472 nucleotides long. The record is from the annotation of a GenBank genome assembly. NCBI's taxonomy places the organism in Eukaryota, Oomycota, Peronosporomycetes, Peronosporales, Peronosporaceae.